GUGCCAUCAUGCUGAGCUUCUUUCUGCUUCUUUAUUCUAGCUUUCUUAUGCAUUCCAUGAGGAAGCUAUUUUACACUGAUUUCUUUGUCAUGAGACACGGGAUUACUUCCCCUAUAUAUCAACUAGUUACUCGCGAUGCAAGGAUAUGCUGAAUCGCCCGGGAUACAGUAUGUAUGUAUAUACUUUACCCAGGAACCUGUUGGUGAGGGUAACAUCAGUUGAACCUCUGUAUCGAUGUCUCAACGAUACCAUGCCGUUACCUAGAUAAUACCCGACCGAAUAUGAACAGGACUUACACCUGUUAAUCACUUUCAACUUUCAGCUUGGAAGUGGGACUGUCCCGUACUGUACACUGCAAGCGUCGGAUGAUCAGCGGAAUCUACGCCUGGGGAGAGUUUCGGCCAGAUCGCCUAAUAAUUUCCCUUCUGCUCCUCCCAGUUCAAAACAUACUAUGUACUAUUUAAAAGGCAUUCAAGUAUGGCUAUCUUCUCACACGAGGUAGCAACAACCUCUAAGAGGUAAGGGAGUGAGUGGUAAGUUUGGGUGGAAAGAAUAACUAUUAGGUGUCAUGAGAUGCUUGCACUAAACAAGAGUAAGGAAGGUAUGUACUGAUACUACUGCAGCGGGAGGACAUUCCUAUGAAAACACUUAUUUAUCUAGUCCCCAGUACCCAGGUACGUAUUGAUUUCUUCUACCGCUUUCCCUCAAGUUACACUUCUUCACCCGAUUAUUUGUUCCUCCUGGUCUCAUUCCUUUUGUUUUCUUAUGUUUGGGUCAGCCAGCCUCAUCAAAGUAUAACGUGAUCUGGCCCAAUCCCCUGGACCAGUCCUGAAGGAUCUCAGGACACAAGCCCAAGAGAAACGUGGCUCGUGGCGGGCAUACCCUUACAACUUUUUUCUUUGUACGAGCACCCGGCAACACCGAAACAUGGACAAACACUGGACCAGCCAGCCGUCACCACAUCAAACGAGAAGACAAAUGAAAAAUCAGGAAAAAAGCAAAAAUACACCUU
Molecule: messenger RNA, 1012 nt
Organism: Aspergillus pseudonomiae
Lineage: Eukaryota; Fungi; Ascomycota; Eurotiomycetes; Eurotiales; Aspergillaceae
Exons: 1
Source: RefSeq, a predicted model, not a curated record